Tigriopus californicus is the source of this 1462-nucleotide messenger RNA. RefSeq lists its product as uncharacterized. NCBI's taxonomy places the organism in Eukaryota, Metazoa, Arthropoda, Copepoda, Harpacticoida, Harpacticidae. Bases 392 to 1174 code for a protein of 260 amino acids. The transcript is spliced from 3 exons. The record is from RefSeq and is a predicted model, not a curated record.
ACUAUUGAACAGAAUGUAUUUGCGCCGUUUAUUGCAGAAUCACAAAACGAAUGGCGAUGGAUGGAACUAUUUCAAAAGGAAUUACGGCCCUGAGGGAAUCAUGGCCAGGCCAGAAGAGUGGGCUCGUUGCUAUACCAAAGGAGACGUAACGCACAAUUUGGCAAUUGAGAGACACAACAGAACGCUGAAAGACCAUGGACUUCAAAGGACGCACCGGAUUGACCAGCUUUGUCAAGACAUAAUUAAUUUCGGCGGGUUCAUGAAGAGAAGGCGGCUGCUGAUUUCUCAUGGCAUCUUGGGAGGUUCGAAGCCCUCCACUGCACAAAAACGACACAUCUCACUCCACCCGGGUAAAAAAGAAAUGUAACUCCUAAACCAGAUUGACGAGGGAAUGGUGGUUAAGAAAUUGUGCGAAAACGAUGUGCUGGAGCAAUAUCUGCUGAUUGCCAACGAUUUUCCUUGUAAUCGAGUUUUGUGCCAGAUUCGAUGCUCCAAGUGCCCUCCGUCCAACAUUUGUGGCCACACCUUCGUUUGCAAUUGUCCAAACUAUGCUCGGGAAGGAAACUGCAAGCACCUCCAUCUUGUCGCUAUGGAAUUGGUUUGCCCUAGCCCGCAUCCCGACCACGAUUACUGUGGAACCACAAAUACACUUGACCCGUACGACGUCAGCGAAGAGCAAUUGGUUGAAAUCAGCGAUGAGGUUAAGACUUGUGUGGACUUCGAAGAUGCGGACCCACCGGAAAAUGGAAUGGAAUGUGUAGUUGAAAGAACUAAAGAGGAAGUAUUGCAAUCUGAAGGAUCUGAAAAGGCGUUCUUUCUAAAACUAGAGAGCGUUUGGUCGAAAGUUCUUUUGCGACUCUCAGAACCCAACAUUCCUCUUGGUGUGAGAGAGGCCAAGUUGAAGACCAUCUUAACUCUGGUUGAAAAUGAAGAUAAGAUUCCCCUCACAAUUUUUCCAAAACUGGACGGCAAAAGGAAAAGGGAACGCGUGCCUUCACUGUUCCCGAAGAAUCCUAAGAAGUGCAAAAAGGAGAUGAUCCAAUGCAAGCCGGCAUCACUCCGAAAAGAGCUCUUGGAGCAAUGUGUCAAGGCUCCAUUAAACGAAGUGUGUUGGAUGUACCGUACUUGCUAUCUCUCAAUCAACAAGACGUUCUACAAUGUGCCAGAGACCUAAACAACGAAGAGAAGUCAUUUCUUGAACAGAACGAGAACGCUAGAGUAGCGUGGAUGUGUGCGGCUUGUAACAGCGUGGCCGACAGCAAUAAAAACAUAUCCGGGUACAUCCAAUGUGAUUUUUGCCAAAUGUGGUUCCACGGGUCAUGUGCCAAUUUGAACUCAACCGUAAUUGAGGACAAUGACGACGAAUUAGAGUGGACGUGCACUAAAUGUCUGCCGCCAUCUGAUUUGUGAUUCUUUCAAAGUACUUACCUAUUUCUAGUUAUAAACUGUAUUCAAAACGUUA